CCGGGACACUUUCCUGGGUGUCUGCGAGGGCAUGCACCUCCAAGACUCACAUUGUGGCUGAGGAAACUGCGUCUUCUGCCCUUCGGUGUCGCUGUCUUUCUCUUGUAUAGGUGAAUUACUGGCCCGUCUCUUGCUUCUUGCAUCUCCCUACUUGCGUCUUUUUCUAGCCAGAGCUUCCUGGCGCAUUUCUGAGCCGUCGCAGCUUGUGGCCGCUCUCGCUCGACUUCUGUAUGUACCCUUGUCACACUCGGGGGCUUUCGCCCCUUCCGAGUGACCAGAAAUGGCGUGCUUCCCGUGUGUGUUCUUGCCCAUGGUGUCGGCCAAGACAACACAAAAACACUUUUUCCCCGAAGCCGGUCGUGCUGCCUGAAGUGCACGUCCAUGUACUGGCACUCUGCGCUUCACUAAUACCUCGGCCUCUGUGCACCAGUGGUGAUGCUCGGAUAUGUUGUUAUGUUUGUUAGAGGCUAACUACCCGGCGAAACGCCCCUUUCCUUUGUAACACGCUUCUCUUCUCGUUAGUAUAUUUGACGGGAUCUCCUCUCCAGGCUCUGCGCGUGAUGGGAAGCGCUUUCCGUGGCAGUCGACAUUUCGAGUAACGCUGCACACUGCAGAUAUUUGUAUGACGUGAUUCACGGCGGUAUCAACUUGUGUUUUGCCCGUUGUCAUGAGCAAAAAGGCAGCGUUGCCUCUUUUUCCGGAAACACGUGAGCACAUCGCAUUCUCUGGUUGAGCGGAACUCGACAGAAUGGACGGCUCCGGUGAAAGCAGCGGGCACCUCUUUAAGCCAGGCCACGGUGAAGCUCGGGUGUCUGUACACCGCGGAUCGCUAACUGACUCUGGCAGUCUGCCUGCUGCCAGUCGCUGCCACUCCCAGGACAACAAACUCUCGCUUCCGUGUGCAGGCAGUAUGCUCCCCGCAAGUUCUGGCCGCUUCUCCUGCGAUUCCGCUCUCUUUGGGGGACCAGUCGACUCUGCGUGCUCGUCCGAUUGGACUCCCGUCGUUUCCCCUUCACGCGACCUUUCCGCAGAUGGCACAGACAGCUCCUCUGUCUCCGGCUCGAGGGGUUCUUCUCUGCCCUUCGGUUCUCCGACUUCCGCACUCUUGCGGCCUUCCUCAGAGGCCUCGGCGAACUUCCCUAGACUGCACAAGAGUGUGCAUGCGCUGGACGACAAAAUGCGCGGCCUCGACGCUCAGCUGUAUGUUCGCCCGCACCAGACACUGCCGCUGCAGCCCCGCCUCCGCGAGACAGACCUCUGUCGCAAUGGCGAGGACGGAAGACCCGGGAAAUUCGAUUCUCCACACCUCGGCAGCAGCGCUGGCCCCUACGGGCAUUCGUUUCUUGCGAAUCCCCAACUGACACCCUUCGUGCCACAACACCUGUCUUCCUCUCCGCCGCAGCCGGUGCUUUCGCCUCCCGGAGAAGAAGGGAGAAACUCGGCUGCUUUUGGAAAAACCGUCUCUCGUCUCAACACUGGCGGCGGGGAAAGACAAGACUCGAGCGAGGACCAGGUCGGGGGCACUGGGCGACAGUCCGACCAAGCUACGAAAGCGAACUCCGGAUCAACUCCCGCCGGGUGUGCGCAGACGGCUGGACUUCUGACCGAUGUCCAGUCCUCAGGGACGAACGUGGAGCAUGGGAGAGAACAUUUUUCAACUCCACAAAAACCUGCAGAUGGUUCGGCGCGGACAUGCGGUUUCCGAGAGACUCGCGUCUCGCCUUCGAAUUCGUCGCUCCCACGAACUGCAUGCAGGUCACGACUAGACGCUUUUCUGCCUCAGAAAUCGGUUUCACCAGACCACGAACAUGUGCGUGGCACCGGAGGCGCGCGAGCGUUUGUCGGAGGCGAUUCGCCGUUCCCAGAGAAACCGGAUACCUUGCCAGCGACGGUAACCGCAGAAUUAGCUACUGAGGCACCGCCGGCCAGCCGCGACCCCCCUGUCGAGGAGUUCCCUGGUGCACAUGAACUUGAGAGCUUGCCCCCGCCUCACGUGAACUCUGGCCGGCCACCAAUCGGAGAGAAGGACGGUGCGGCCGCCUCGCCGGGGGUCUCUCGCCUGCCUUCGCAGGAACGUGUACAUACACUUCUCUAUCCGAAUGAGAAGGACGCGUCUUCGCUCUCGAGGUGCUGUCCGUCUUCGAUGCAGCCGCCGCCGGCGGGCCCUAGGCAGGAAGAAGCGCGCUCGUUCUCUGUCUCGGCUGCAUCGGCUCCAGGCGCUCCUCCAGGAAUCGUUUAUCAAGCCUCUGCAUGCGCCUCUCCCGCCACGGUCGCUUCCUUCGCCACUCCCCUCACGACCCCUGUGGGAGCUUCUGCGCAGUCAGAGCCCGCAGCUUUGCAUGCACACUCUCGAAGCCGUACGGGCGCCCACCCAGAGGCCUUGCCUCCAGGCGUCCCCGGCGUCACGAGCCAGCUAGGUCGAGGAGCCAGAGGAGACAGAGAGACCCUGGCCGGGGGUGCCAGGCCCGGACAGGAUGGUGUGUGCGAGCGACGCGGAGACGUGGCGAGGGGGAGGCUCGGGGGUGUCUCCGUCGCUGGAGACGAGGCGGCGGAGGGAACGUCUCACAAGGCAGCUCUGGAGGGGGCGUAUGUCCAAGACGGGUGUUCUCCUCAGCCUUUGAACCCUCACGCACCCAGUGGCAUAUCUGCCCCCACCAACGGCUCUUCAGAGCUCGCUUCUUCUGCGAUUCCAGCGUCGACGUGUCAUGAUGCCUUUGUGCGUUCGCCGGUUUCGGGCAGCGACUGCAUGUCAGUCGCGAACCCAGGAGGCCCCCCAGGGGCGCUCGGGGGCCUCUUCCCGAGUCCACGCGGGCCUAGUGGCCCCCGGCCAACUCCACAUCCCGCACAGAUGGCGUUUGCCUUUGUAGGGCAACAACCGGUUUUUCCGGGAUUCGACGCAUCGCAGCCCGCAGGGUCUACUUUUCAAUAUCCCCCCAUUCGUGGAGCUGUCUCUGGGGUGUCUCCCCCGCCUCCUAUGCACCCUUCCUCCUUUGCGCAGCCUGUCUGGUCUCCAACUUCUGUUCCUUCUUCUUCUGUCUCGUCUUCUGUUUCCUCCUCUGGCGUCUCUUCUUCGGCGCCUCCGCCUCUGGCAGUGGGCUUUCAGAAUCCAUGUCCGUGGCGGCCGACAGCUCCCCGGGACCGGAGCGAGGGGGGCGCGGGAUCUCCAGGAGUCUCAUGUGGGUCCGCGCCUCCGGCCCCCACACACCCCACAGGAAAAGGAGGAGCGGCGGGGCGCGCCGGGAAGCAGCUGGGGCAGGCGACCCGGUUUCUGUCGUCGGUCUCUGGGGUCGUGUACGACAAGGGCGGGGAGAAGUGGAUAGCGCGGUGGAGCGAGAACGGGAAGCCGUUCAAGAAGACCUUCGCUGUCGGAAAGCAUGGCUUCGACGCGGCGAGGAAGAUGGCGGAGGACUGUCGCCUUCAGGCCCUAUACGCGAAGCGGUGGAACAGUGCCUCCGGACUUCCUGCGAGCUUUUCAAAGAGCAAUUCUCUGGGUCGCUCGACGCCCGGCGACAGGGGCAAGACCGAAUCCACCAACUCCGCGAAAUGCAAACGCGACACGUCCGGGGAAUCCGGGUGUACAGACACCGGGCUCAGGUCCUUGCACAUGGGGGGCGCCGGCGACCUUUCUUCUCUCGGCCACCCUGGAACGCCUCCCAGAGACCAGGAAGGAGCUCCGGCUUCGUUCCUGCUCGAGGGAACUGGCGUCGUCCGCAGCUCGCAGGUCCAGACGCCGUUUCGCCUCUACGACAGCGUUCCUUCUCCUCUUCGCUCUGGAGAUGCCCUUGGCGCUCAGCGUGGAUUGGUGCCUCAGCUGCUGAACAAUGCUCUCGUGGGGGUCCCGUUUGCCCCACCGCCUGGUGCUUCGCACUCGGGAUGCUCUGCGGCCUUGCCUCCCGGGCCAGGUGCCCCGGUACAGGUCUCUUCGCCUCACACAGGGUUUGUUGCCCCAGCCGACGUGGAUGCUCCACCCCGGGACGGUUUGGAGGGCCUUGGCGGGGCAGCCGAGGUGUCUCCUCAAAUCGCCGUCCAAGACGGUGGGAAGAAGGGCGAGGGACUGCUUGGGUCGGCCUCCUUGAGUGUUCGGCGGCGGAGGAAGCGGGAGCCGGAUGAGAAGUUCAGUCCUGGAGAGAGCAACGCAGCGGUGAAGAAGACGCCGAGGCCGGGGUCUUUCCACCCUCAUUCAUGUCCAGGAUCCGAGGGAUUUCGAAGCCACGAUGGACCUGGAGAUUCAACAGAAGCUCGAUGCGCGGGCCUCCCAGCUUUCCAACAUGCGACAGCCCCCUCUUCUGUAUGCUGGCCGUCGACAGCUUCUCUGCCUUCGCUCGACAAAGCAGGGCAAAGAGCCGAGCACGCUGGACCUUCUGCUUUCUCGUCUUUUUCGUCUGUGCAGCAGUCCCCUGGGUCUGUCGAGACGUGGAGACCGGAGGGCGACGGAGGGCCUGCGUCUCCGGCUCGAGACGCGGGGCGCCGUGGCGCGGAGUCGGAGGAGCGGGAGACGGGCGAGCUUGCAGGACCUUUCGCAGGAGUCUCUGCCUCCGCUGGAUCUGCAUCUCGGAAGGGACAGCAGAAGCAGCUGACCCGGCAAAUUCAGCGACAGCAACAGCUCUACCGUCAACAGGAGGCGUUGCUCCAGAACCAAGAGGAGCUCUUCUCGCGACUGCUGCGCCGUCGCUCUCGACAAGAAAGAAGCGACGUUCGACGCCGCAUGCAGCGAGACGUCUCGUCGCUUCGGCGCCUCCCGGCCAUGCUGCUGUCUCCCCUCAGAGACACCUUGGUGGCCUCUGCUGCCCGGUUGCCUCUGGCGACGAGGGGCACAAAGCGCGAAAGCCAGAAAGAGCGGAGAGACUGCGGGGCUGGAAUCGGAGGCGAGACUGCUUCGGAGAAGAAAGAGAUGGCUGAGCCAGUGAGAGUCCACCGGCGAGACAGAGGAGGCGCAAGAGAUGAAGAAAAGCCUUCGACAGAAGGAGUGAGGCAGGCCGAUCCCAAAGGAAGAAAAGCAGAAGGUUUUCCGACCUGGGUAAUCCCCCCAAAUGAAGAACUCAAGGCGGCGCAGGUCUUGCGCGCCCUCAGAGUCCAGCGGCGAGCCGCCGCCCGAGAAGGCAAGCUCCUUGAAUCCCUCCUCGUACACAGGGGGGAAGGAGAAGGAACUUUUUCUGAGGAGACAGAAGGCAAUACGGGGAUAGAGGAUGCUGGGACCGAAUCCGAUGCGACGGUCACACAGGAGACAGCGGAGAAAGUCGUUGAAAACGUCCAGAAAAUGGAGGAACUCGAGAGCAAAGUAGAAAAGGAAAAUGAACGGAGAAGGGAGGCCGAAGACGAGACACCAAAGCAGAGCAGUGAAGAAGCGCCUGGCGUUCAGCAGUCCCCACACAAGCUCUCGACCAACAAUGAAAAUGACGCCUCGCCCCAGAAACUCACAAAGAGCGUGCGUUUCGCGGAGAGUGUCGCCGGGUCGAGCUCUGCCGUACAGACAGCUGGCGCGGCUGACGAAGAGCCUCUCGCCACAGAAACGCUCGAAGGAAGACGCGUCGGAGGAAUUCCUGUUCCAGCGACGUCGUCUCCGGCUCCAGUCUUCCCAUGCACUGCGGCGCAGCUCGGCGAUCUUUGCAUGGACACACUGUACGCUCUGGGGACCGUGCGUCCUCAGUGGCGACGGCAGGACCACCGCCGGGCCUUUGGAUGGCACUUGUCGCAGAUAAAGCCAGACCUGAUUUUGCCAUCUCUGCAUGCGUCGCGCGUCCUUCGCCGUUUGUCGCCCAGACCCUCUAACGCCGUCGAGUUUCCUCGCGAAGAACUCGCAGCUGCAUCCAGUGCGGCUGGCCUGGUGUACGGCGAGGGGCUGUCGUCACACCACACGCUACGGAGCUACGUGGACGCGUUUCGUCCUCUCUUCUCGUCGCCUUCGUCGCCGCCGCUGGAGUUCCUUCACCUCUCCUCUGGAGACCUGUUGAUGUCCCUCUGGCAACUGGAAGAAGGCGGAAGGGCGGCGGUCAUCGACAACGUCCUCCUCGCUCUCGACGCGCUGUACGAACGCCAUACGGGGCGGAGACUCCGAGGGACCGCACCGCCGCCGUUUGCGGUUUCCAGUCCUUCUUCGGCACCUUCCUCGCUCUUUGCUUUGGCGCAUCUCCAGGGCGGAGCGACGAGCACGACGCCGUUGCCCGCGACUGCGCUGCCUUCGCCUCCUUUUCCCAGAGUCUCCUCGGCGCCAGACUCUCCCGUCUUUGCCCCUGACGCCUCGCAUGGGCCUUCACAGCGGCGGCAGGUGUCUCCGCAUGUGACGUUUGAGACGCCACCGACGCACCCGAGAGACCGUGACUCGGAGACAAGUGUGGAGAGAAACGCGAGUCCGGAGGCGAGUCCUCAAGCAGCGACUCUCGCUGCACCUGCACCUUGUGACGGCGACCGUGAAGAGAACUUUGUGCUCGCCUACAAUCCCGAGGCGAAGGCGUUGAGGCAAGUCAACUUCCUCGCGGUCGGAGUUCGGGUGUUCCUACACCUCGAAGUCGUCGAAGAGAUGCUCCACCUCCAAGCAAAGAUGCAACGUACCCCAGGCCGAGACGACAGAGCGACCGCUUCCUCAGGGCCUUCUGUGGACGACGGCUCCGGUUUAAUGACGAGUUUGCCUUCGACUUGUUCUGGCGUAUCUGGGAAGAAGGACCCAAUGCAUUGGUCUGCUCUCUUCGUGACUGUGCCGGCUCCAAGUGUCUCGACAGCUGCGUCGAAGCCGCUGUUCGUGGUGGCCGAGAUGGUCGACCGGCGCCUUCAAGUCCCAUGCGGUGAGCAGCUUCUCUUCCGGCCGCUGCCGCUCUCCCCGGCGGCGCCUUCUGCUCUCCUUGCCUUCGCGCCUGCGCGAGUCUGUCAGCUUCUGCGGGCGGGCGCGAUGUGUCUGACGCGCUUCACCGAGAAAGAAGGAGGCAAGAGACCGCGAGGCAGUGCCCAGCGCUGUAGCGCGGCCUCCUCGUUCUUCUACAGUCCCCCGCCUCUCGACCUUUCUCACCUCGCCUCCUUCGCGCCCGCGGCGUCCACGCUGACUCCGCCUUCGUCUCCCGCGUCGUCGCCUUCAGCCUCGGCCUCGCAGACUGGACCGGGAAGAGCCAAAAGCCGAGGAACCUCCCCGGUUGGCCCUGAGAGUCCUGAGGCUGCCAGCACAACUUCCGACGGCCUGGCGGUGCCUGGAUCGGCCUCGGCGGUCUCGACGCCUGGGGUGCCAGCUGGGGCUUCAGGCGCGUCUUUGGGGGCGCCGGCACCGUCGCCGAUGGCUUCUCCCGGGGGGUCUCCAGGGCGCCCGCCGAAGCCGGUGUGUUGUCCGGCGGCACCGGGGAUUGAGACAGCGUGGCGAUGCAAGUGCAGCCACCGGCGGCAUGAGCUUCAGUUGGAAAUCAAGCAGAAGUUGAGGCAGGACAAGAAGCGGUGUUUGGCGCUGAUUCGGGAGUACCCGGAUCUGUCUCUCCUCGUCGGGGCGCCCCCGGCGACCCCCCGUGAGAAGGAGACCGGUGCGAAGCGCCAAGCGCCCGAGGGCCGCCGCACGGCGACCCCCAGUGGCUCUGGGACUCUGACCGCGAAAGGCGGGGACCUUCAAGGUUCGACGCCGAGCGGUGCGGGGCUCCUCUCCUUGGCGCGGACGUCGCAACUCGAAAUGCUUGCGUACUUGGUUGAAGUCGACCCUUGGAAGUACGCGAAGAAUCGACAAGACGCGCCGAAGCCGGAAGAGAUUCCCGGCCUGCUGGCAAAGUACAAGGCCGCUGUGCGGACUGCAGAGUACGGCCGAAUGCUUCAAAAGUGGAGGGCAGGACAGAGCCGCGAGGACGAAGGGCGAGGCGGCGCGGACGGGAGGAAAGAGGGCGACGGACUUCUUUCCCCGACGGCGUCGCCUCCGAGUCGCCGAAAGCAAGGAAAAGACUCUUCUCCCAAUUCCGCCUCAUCUCAGGCUUCGGGACCUGCCCCGAGUCCUUCUCUCUCGCCGGGCGCUGGAGCCGCCGCGGUCCUGGAGGCCGAGAAGCCGGAGCCCCAGAGCCCACAGGAGUCUCCAUGUCCCCUCGAGCCUGCGGCAGGCCAGGAGCCGCGCGCGACCUCUUCGGCUCUCCCGGCCGGCUCGCCGCCUUGGGCGCUUCCCCUCGUCCCGCCAGGGGGCUCGCCGCGUGCUUCAGUGUCUCCGUCGGUGCUCGAGGAGCUCCUUCGAAUUCAGACGGCGAUGUCGCAGCUGGCGAUCGGCACGGCGAUUUGUGUGCGCGUCAAGGCCCUCCUGGGUCUCCCCGCGGGCGCCGAGCAACACAUUCGUGGAGUCGUGACGAGAAACGCGCUGAAGUUUCCAUGGGAGAAACCUGCUGCUCCUCAAGUGCAGGCAGCCGGUCCGAGCGUCGGCGCCUCGCGGACGUCGCCCUCGCGGCGGCUUUCCGGCGGAGUUCUGCCCGGGGACGAGGCCGGCGAGAGGCGGGAGAAAGGCGGCGCGCGGCGAGGAGUGGCAGAGGGGGACACUGAGAAGAAGGAAGACGAGGGAACAGCUCUCUGUGCGGGCAGCAGGGAGACCGAGGCGGACGGCGCAGGGUACCUCACGCUGUCUCUCAACAACCGAAAAGAAGAAUUCAUUCUCAGCUUCCGCGAGGUCCAGUGCCUUGUCGCCCAAGACGACCUCCGUCUCGUCAGAACGCGCGCGCGACAGUGGGUCAGCUCCUUCGGACCGCAGCCCAGCGCAGACCGGAAGGGAGAACGAGAAGAAGAGAAGGAAACUGGGGGACGCACUCGCAAGUUCGUUGUUGACGAAGACUUUUAACGAAAAAGAGAAGGCAAGAGAAACACAGAGCGAGAGCGCGAGAAGGAGUGAGCGUGAGAGUGCUGUGUGGGGUAUGGGGUGCAGGGCCUUCUUGUGUUUUGCGGAGACGGACAUCGGGUCACGAGACGGUGCACUGUGCUGCAGACUUUGCGAGUCUGUGUUCCUGGUGAGUGUCAAAUGUCUACCGUCUCGACAAUGCGACGUAAUCCUGAGAUUGUUUGUGAGAGAAGGAGACACGCAUACGCAGUUCCUUCAGAAGUGACUUCUGCUCUUCGGAGUCACUACCUGUCAGGAUCUACUGCUUUCUGGGAAAUCUGUCGGAAGCGAAAAGAACUGGUUUAAUCAAGAGUGUCUCGGCCGCAGAUAAUAGAACGAGGUUAGGACGCGAGACUACUCAGUGGCCACCGGCUCUUGGAACCGAGAAACUGAACUCCAGGUUUUCUCGCAGGACCACUGCGACCAUCCACGUGCGUUCAUGCCUCUCUCUUCUCUCUUCUCACCAUUAUCUCUUCCCUCUCCUCCUCUUUCUUCUCUUUUUCUCUGGGGCUACUCACGUCACAAAAAGCAUGCCCUCGCUUCUGGUGGAACACACGACGAAACACAGGAAAUCGCCUUCGAAUGAAAACAGAGGAGACAGACAAGGCAGAGCGCAGAAGCCCAACGCCCUAACCACGAGGCAAAGACGUACCUAGAGGCUCCUUGGCAAGGGAUGCGCUUCGAAUUUGGAACGCGCCCUUGCUCGGGACGCGUUUCAGUCCCCCUGAUACAAUAGGAUAAGUCACUGCCAGCAUAGGAGCUGUAAAGAUGGUCGACUCUAUGACUUCAUCGAAUAUAACUGCACGCAGGUGAAUGCGACAGUUCAAACUGCAGCAAAAGGACUCCACUCAACAUCUUGUCCAUGUGAACGCCGGUUUCCGACUUUUAGAAACAAACACUAUUUCCAGCUGUCAACCUGAGGGGUCUCGAGAAGUCAAGAACUCCAUACGCGUUUCGUCCACCUAGAAGUUCCUGGGACAUCCAAGAACAUGUGUGUGGAUGCGGUGAGACACUGUCGUUUUUGAGUCGAAUUGCAUGCAGUGCAGACGAGAGUCCAGUUCUCGGCGCCUGUUUCUGCUUAUAUCUUGACGAUUUUCAUCCAGCGUUCAUUCUGGCUGCCUUUUUUGGGCGGGGAAAACGGGGGAGACUCUGCCUGGAAGUGGCGGACCAAAAGCUGGAGUGCCUUGAGUGUCUGUCUACGUGAAAGACUCGAAACGUUGCCAGG
Toxoplasma gondii ME49 is the source of this 10034-nucleotide messenger RNA. It is a transcript of the gene AP2IX7, whose product is annotated as AP2 domain transcription factor AP2IX-7. Gene Ontology annotation, biological process: regulation of DNA-templated transcription. NCBI's taxonomy places the organism in Eukaryota, Apicomplexa, Conoidasida, Eucoccidiorida, Sarcocystidae. The record is from RefSeq and is a predicted model, not a curated record. Gene Ontology annotation, molecular function: DNA-binding transcription factor activity. Bases 749 to 8773 code for a protein of 2674 amino acids. The transcript is spliced from 2 exons.